AUGGAAAAGCUGAUCCUGGCAAAGCGCUUCCACUCGUUGUGUGGAUACGAGGGCCGAAAUCAGCGAUAAAUAAACAAAGGCAUUACCCACUGCACCUGCCCAUAAAUGCUCUCCGAUGUAUGUGAUCUUCUCCAAAGUCCCCGUUAUGCUUUUACCUGUGGUUUUCCAUCAUUGUACUUGCUCGGGCAUUUCAUCAGGAUCUCAUUGGCAUGA
Stylonychia lemnae is the source of this 213-nucleotide messenger RNA. The record is from the annotation of a GenBank genome assembly. NCBI's taxonomy places the organism in Eukaryota, Ciliophora, Spirotrichea, Sporadotrichida, Oxytrichidae.